Molecule: messenger RNA, 3936 nt
Organism: Columba livia (rock pigeon)
Lineage: Eukaryota; Metazoa; Chordata; Aves; Columbiformes; Columbidae
Gene: SLC66A1
Product: solute carrier family 66 member 1
Exons: 8
Coding region: 470-1390 (306 amino acids)
Cellular component (GO): lysosomal membrane
Molecular function (GO): L-lysine transmembrane transporter activity
Source: RefSeq, a predicted model, not a curated record
CGCCGCGCAUGCGUCGAGCGCGGCCCCGCCCCGAGUCCCCGCCGGUACCGGCUGCCCCGAAACCGGCGGGGUUGGCACAGCAGUCCCGGUAAGUUUCCAAAAAAUCAGGAUCGCAAAUAACAAACAAACCAAACAACCAGCGAGCUUGUGAAAACGCGGGUAAAAUACACAUAAAUAUCGGUAGUUUUAGCCGAAAGCAGCAGAUUUGCGGGAAAAAACAAGCGCGGCGACUUCCCGAAAAAGCGGCGGGUUUGGAAGGAAAACAGCGAGUUUCUGAAAAAGCGGCGGGUUUGGAAAGGAAACGCGGUUCUGAAGAAGCAGUGGAUCUGGGGAAAAAAACUCAAAAAGAACGCCGAACAACAACAACAAAGUUCCCGAAAAAGCAGAGUUUCCACAGAAAAAUAGAUAAAAAUCAAACAGCGUUAUCCCAACGGUUUGGCUGCCGGACGCGGAUUCACGGCCCCAUUUCAUGGGCGCUUGGCGCUGGGGGGGUGUCCCCCCCGGGAACGUCUCCGGGUGUCCCAAUGGGUCCCGCUGGGUCAUGGACGUGUUCAACGAGUGCGCCCAGGACGGCCGGGACGUCGCCAGCGUCAUCCUGGGGUUGGUUUCCAUCCUCUGCUUCGCCGCCGCGUCUUUUCCGCAGUUUUACCAAGCCUGCAAAACCGGCAUCAUGGACCGGGCUCUCUCCAUAUAUUUCUUGCUGGGGUGGCUGGGUGGAGACCUCCUGAAUCUCAUCGGUUCCUUCCUGGCCCAUCAGCUGCCACUGCAGGUUUACACAGCUGUUUACUACGUGCUGGCAGACCUGGUGAUGCUGUCUCUCUACUGCUACUACAAAGUGAAGAACCGAGGCGGAGGGUUCACGGCCCCGAUCAACGCGGUCUUCGUCUGCCUUACGCUGGGGAUGGUGUCGACCGUCUCCUUCCUGGGCAGAGAUACUGCUGUGCCGCAGGACCCGCUGAUGUUUAAAGGGAGAUCUCUGCUGUCUGCUCAUGGGGAUGAGCCUGGCUCAAAGCCUUUCACCAGAAGCGAAAUCAUUGGCUUCACCAUCGGCUCCAUCUCCUCCGUGCUGUACCUGUGCUCCCGAGUCCCCCAGAUCUACACUAAUUACAAGAGGAAGUCCACCGCCGGUGUCUCCUACUCCCUCUUUGCCCUGGUGAUGCUGGGGAACUCGCUCUACGGGCUCAGCGUCCUCCUCAAGAACCCCGAGCCGGGCCAAGGCGAAGGCGACUACGUCCUGCACCACCUGCCCUGGCUGGUUGGCAGCCUGGGCGUCCUCUCCCUCGACGUGGUCAUCUCCUUCCAGUUCCUUGCUUAUCGGGGAGGAAGACCUGGUACCCGCGAAGAGAGGGAUGCUCUGCUCGGUGAGCAGGGUGACAACCUGGAGAGCUGACCAAGGGACCUUCCCCGGAGUGAGAACAGGAUGAUUCAGAGGAGAAAACUGGUCCUAAAGCCGGACAAACCAGCGCUUCCAUCCUGCUGGCUCUUGGGAGGACUUAAGCCCGUGAGUGACACAUUGUGUUGCUGAGCCCAGCCAGGUGCCAGAGGAUGCUGCUGAGAGACCUCGUGCCUCUUUGGUACCAAUGAUGCCAAUGGGAUAAACAGGGAAUUAUUUGAUACCUCAAAAGGUCGCUCUGUGCUGCUCUUACACCCCACAGCUGAGCCUGGUCACUUCUGUCUCUCAAGGGUGACCUGGAGCUUUCCUGGUUCCAGCAAAUUGGGAAGAGCCUGAGGGGACAGAGGUGACCGACCUGCCACCAACACGAGCACCAUGUACCUCUGUGCGCCUCUCCUCUCCACCGCCGAGCUUUCUUUGCUGACUGCAACCGGCUCGGAAGGAACGAGCAGCGUAACCAAAGCGUUUGGGUCCACACGUACCCGUUUUAAUUAGCACAGCUCACACGUCUAUAAAACAAGUCCUUGCCCCACGUGCCUCCCUUGGUUUUAUUUGCCGGUUCUGGCAGCUCCUGCCUCUUUCUUAACGCAUCUUAUCAUCUCUGUUUCUCCGAGUUCUCAUUUUGUGCCUUGCCCAUGUUUUAAUUGCAGGGAUAUCUUGGGGAAAUUGCUCCAUCUCUUUCUGUUGAGCUGCGGAGGCAGUCAGCCAGGCAGAAGAUGUUUUCUGGUCCUGCCCUCUCUUGUUGAUGAAUUUAUCCCCAACUUGAUGAAUUUAUCCCCAACACUGAUGAAUUUAUCCCCCCUCGGAGCCCCGCACACCAGCACGGUGGCUCCCACCCUUCUACCGCGCUGCCCAGUCUCCCUGGGCAAGGAAGAUCAACCAGAAGGAAAAUCUAAAACAAGUUGUCCUCAAAACAAUAACUUUCCUUUUCCUGCAGUUGCUAUUAGCUCUUUUUGCUCCCCCUUUCCCCUCCUCCAGCUGCUUCCCCGCUGUCGGCCUUUGGCUUUAGCUGUAUUAUCAUUAAUUUAUGAUUCUUCAGCCAGUCUUGUGACGUUUGUCCUUCCCGAGGAAGUCAAACCACAGCCCCGCGGUGACACGGCUCAGCCCGAUCGGAGGCGAAAUGGGGCUCGGAAUACCCAACACCCAUCAAACUGCAGCAGCGGGUUAAUUAAUACAUGGGCUGAUCCAUUUGUUUCCAGAAAUAGAAAGAACACUUUCCAGGCUCUUUGAGCCCAUUGAACAAAGCAGGUGGGUUUUUCACUGCAUUAAUUCACAAUCCUUCCCUUCCAGGCUCGCAGGCAAUGGGGCUGCAAGCCCCAAACCCGUCCUGGAUUUCCUCUGCUGUCUUUCCCCAGGCAUCAGAGUAAAACAAUUCCUAUAUGGUACUAAAAACAAUUCCUAUAUAGUACUAAAAACCACGAGCACAUUCCUAACAAGACAAAAAGCACAGCUCCCUUAGACCUCAAUACCUGUUUAUUACAGAUAAAGACUCCAGGGCUUGGUUUUAUUAAAGGAGUGUAUUUUAAGCUCAGCUCAGCCCUGAAGCGCUGGGGAAGGCACAGCUGGUUUACAGAGCUGGAUUUACUAAGCUGAGCCACGCAGGGGGAUAGGACGGGAUCUGGCCUGCCUGCCUUGCGGAAAUGAAGAGCCUUAUCUCAUCUGCCAUUCACAACAUGAAAUAAUUCCCACGUAUCAUCUAAACAAGGGCUUUCCUUGUGGCUAGACAAAAAAGCUCUAACAUAAGGAGGUAAAGAAAUACAUAUAUAGUACCCAAACCAUCAGGUUAGUAUCAAAACCAUCAGGUUACACCACUUCGGGAAGAGAAAGAGGAAUAAAAACUGCUGCAUUGACCCUGUAGCUCACACCUGGACGACUGUGGAAUUGCACACGAGCAACUGGGGUGUCCCUGUGUAGCCCAAGUCAACUAUGAGCAUGUAUUCAAUAUUAACGCCAAACAGGCUCUGUUUGCACAGGUUCACCCAAAGGCUCGUUCCAACAGGAUGGGCCCGGCCGGUAUUUGCUUUCUCAGUUUCACCAGGAUGAAGAGUUUGUUGUAACUAAAGCAUAAAGUUUGUCAUAACCAAAGGACAAAGUUUGUUAUAACCAAAGCACCUUGGUGCUGUGCAACAUCCUUUUGACCGCCGAGGGUUUAAAGGGGACAAACCACAAUGUGCAGAAGGAGCUUUUGGGGGAGCACCCAUGGUUGGAACCAUCCACCUCAAUCACCACGCGAACCCAGCGGCCUCUGCUCGGAGCGUUCGGACACGUGGGUUCAACCGUGGGUAUUUGUAACGCACCUGGGAAAGCUGGAAUCAUCCUCCUCCUCUCUGUCAAUGCUCUCCGUGUUUCCCAAAGCAUCGAUCCCUGCAGGACGCCAAUGUCUCGGGAGCCCAGCGGGCAGAGGAACGCAGCUCCAUCCCGCUCCACCUGCCAAGAGCAUCGGGACAGCGAACCCGCGGGAAAACAACUUCCAGCUGAACUGGGUGCGAGAGAAAAACAAAUAUAUAUAAAUAAAACCUUUCUCAUUUUCUAUGGCCACAUAA